Molecule: messenger RNA, 2268 nt
Organism: Salvia splendens (bonfire salvia)
Lineage: Eukaryota; Viridiplantae; Streptophyta; Magnoliopsida; Lamiales; Lamiaceae
Product: RNA-binding protein BRN1-like
Exons: 13
Coding region: 91-1545 (484 amino acids)
Cellular component (GO): ribonucleoprotein complex
Molecular function (GO): RNA binding
Source: RefSeq, a predicted model, not a curated record
UUUUCCCUCAAACUGAGAGAGAGAGAGAGAGAGAGAGAGUUGUAGAGAGAGAAAGUAGCAGUAGCUGUAGUUGUGACGCGGACGGUGGUAAUGGCGGAAGGAGAGAGCGUGAAGCUCUUCGUAGGCCAAGUGCCGAAGCAGAUGUCGGAGGUUCAGCUCCUCCAAGCGUUGAGAGAUUUCGCCCUCGUCGACGAGGUCAAACUCAUCAGAGACAAAGAGACGCGCGCUUCCAGAGGAUGUUGUUUCGCCAUAUGCCCUUCUAGAGAGGAGGCAGACAAGGCUGUCAACGCGUGCCAUGAGAAGAUCACGCUGCCUGGGGCGUCUAGGCUGUUGCAAAUGAAGUAUGCUGAUGGAGAACUGGAAAGACUAGAGAAUAAAUUGUUCAUUGGUAUGCUUCCGAAAACUGUUUCUGAUGCUGAGGUGUCAGCUCUAUUUUCGGUAUAUGGAACGAUAAAGGACUUGCAAAUUCUCAGGGGGUCUGGUCAAACUAGCAAAGGUUGUGCUUUUAUGAAAUUUGAGACAAAAGAGCAAGCACUUGCGGCAAUAGAGGCACUUAAUGGAAAGCAUAAGAUGGAGGGUUCUUAUAUUCCUUUGGUGGUCAAGUGGGCUGAUACAGAGAAGGAAAGACAGACUCGGAAAGUUCGAAAAGCACUUUUGCAAGCUUCGACUUUGCAAAUAGCUUCUGGACAACAACAAGCCGUAUAUGGUGCUCUACCAAUGAGUUAUAUGCCUGCAUAUAAUGGCUAUGGUUAUCAGACACCAGGUCCUUAUAAUUUUGUGCGCUAUCGCCUACCUCAGUUGCAGAAUCGACCAACCUUCCCUAAUUUCGUACCAACUACAGACCAAGGACGUUCUAUACGUGGAGCCGUUCCUGAUCCUUCAUCCGGAGCUUCAUCAAGUAAUUAUGCAGCGCCAUCUGCAAACUACAUAGGUUCUGCUUAUCCAACCACACCAGGGGUUCAUUAUCCCUGGACACAUCCUAGAGCAAUCAUGAAUAAUCAGCAAUUUGGAGCUUCUUCAACUUUGUCACCAUCUAGUUCUAGUAGCCAAGCUGUAGCUGCUUCACGUGUUAGACCAAGCUCUUUGGUUCACGUUGAAGGUCCUCGCGGAGCUAAUCUAUUUAUCUUCCACAUUCCCCAACAAUAUGGUGAUGUACAGCUUGCAAAUCUGUUUCUGCGUUUUGGUAGGGUUCUGAGUGCAAAAGUUUUUGUUGACAAAACAACGAAUGUCAGCAAGUGUUUUGGAUUUGUUAGUUAUGAUUCACCAGCAGCAGCACAAAAUGCAAUUAAUGCAAUGAAUGGCUAUCAGUUAGGUGGUAAAAAAUUGAAGGUUCAACUCAAAAGGGAGAGUAACAAAAAAAAUCUGAACUUUGAGAUUCAACUGCACAGAAAGGUUGGAAAUUUCUGCCAUGCCGGCAUGGAGCUUAUAAAGCGCCCUGCAAUCACCUGGAGGCUGGAGUGUCAAGGUUUUCACCUUUUGUUGCUUCUAACGUCUUUGGUCCAGUUUUGUCACAGAUGCUUCCUGUUUAUGAUCCAUUAUGAAUAAAGGCUACUAAAUUUCGUCGAUUAUUUCGGAAGACUAUAUUUUUUAAGGCUUUGGGAGGAAAUUAGGCUUUGCUCAAAGGCGGAAAUUAGGCUUGUAGAAUUCAGGUUUUGCAUACAUGUUAAGAAGAAAAGCCUGGAAACCGUCUCCGGAGCUUUGAGCUUUUCCAUAUUAUUAAGGUACGAGCUCCAAGCAUCUAUAAUACUAGGGGUCAUUGCCUUGAACGGAGCUAAAGACUUGAACUCACUCUGCACAAUUGUGGUAAAACUGUCUUGGUAGACAACAGAAUCCAUGAACAACAUUAAACCGUUCAACAAACUAACCGAUGUUCCUGCAAUAGCAAAAGCAUAACUAAAAAACUUACUGAUUUUGGUAAGAUGCCUUAAGUACCCAGUAGUACACUUCUUUGUCAACAUUAUUAGGCUUGGCUGUUAUUCGAACCGGCCCGCUCGUUGAAUGGAGACCACGCAGUGAGACUGACUUUCUUCAAACGAGUGCUUGCUUGAUUCUUAUCCUCCUGCAUGAAUGCACAAUAUGUUUACAACAAGUCAGAAACAACCAUACGGGGUUAAUGUAACAUAUGUACUAAUUUAAUGUAAUCAUUAAAUAAGUUAUUCCAUACCACAUCUCCAUGUUCAUCUAUUUGGAUCUGUUUUUUUUAAAUUAGCUCUUAUAUAAGGGAGGAAAUUACAAAUAAACUCAUAUAUUAUAGAUAGGAGGAUUUUU